AUGUCAUCGAAUAAGCAAAAUAAAAUAGCCAAUAAUAGAGCUUUACACGACGAGGAAGCCUCUGCUAAUACAUUGUCCCGCUCUCUAAGGAAGCCAUUGCUUGUCGAGCCUCAGCAAAAUUUUGAUAAUGGCGAUUUUAGCUCCAGUCAUUACAAUAAAGUUACCACCGACCCUAGAAGUUAUAGGAAUGUUUCCAAUAGUUUGCGAGAUGAUUCAAAAGUAAUCUCAAUUAAAGGGGGGUUUGAUAACAGUAUUGGCACGUUGAAGCCAAUUGCGAUAAAUAACACCAACUCGUUCCAGAAAGAGUCGAUGCUUUCUCAGAGUUUGAGGAAUACAAAUAAUGCUUUAAUGAGUAAAAUUUCACCAAACCCAAACAGUUAUACAACGUCUUUCGGUAUUGACAGUAAUACUAAUGACAAGUUAUCCUCUUCUUUCAAAACUGCAAAAUCUAACUCAGUGGCCAGUAGCAACCAGCACAAUUUGUUUUCUUUGAACCCUUCAUCAGCGGGUGUCAAAAGUCCUCGACCACUGAACAUGGCAGUGGAUGCUGAGAACCCUGAUCCUGCUACCGUUGACAUUAUUUCCCGUCAUUUGGUGGCUGGUGAUUUAGAGGCGAACUCUCCUGGAAACCAAGAGGUCAACUUAUACAACAAUCACAGCAGCACUGAAAAUGAGACCGAUACUGCGUCAUCGGUCAUCGGCGGUGAUGAGUUUGACAGUUUACAAUUACAAGGUGGCGAUAUAACUAGAGAAAUCUAUAAUUGGAAAAGAGAUCAUUCACGGGCCCCAAGAAGAACAAAAUCCUUCAAUACUAUUUCUAGAACAGGAUCAUUUUCAAGUUUCCAAGCUAAUGGCGGCACUAGUAAUCUUCCUAGCUUAAGUAUCGGUGCACCAAAUGACGGCAACUACCAUACUUUUGCUGAACCUGAUUUGAAUAUCAGUGAAAUUUUACUUCCAGGAGGAUUCAGAAGAAGUUUUAUUGCCCAAAAGCAAGCUAGACUCGGGAAACUUGACGGCAAUCAAAAACCAACCUUUUUCACGAGAAAUUUCAUUGAAUUUUUAUCCUUGUACGGACAUUUUGCAGGCGAAGAACUUAGUGAUGAAGAAGAUGAAGACGAAGAGGACUUCGAUGAAGCCGUCGAUGAUAGAGAGGCUCUAUUCACCGAAGAGGAUAGAUUGUUGCCAGAUUCUCGUGGCACAAAGAAAUUCAGAAACCCAGGCCAAGAGUCAACAGUUUCAACUUUCAAGGCAGUAUUAUUAUUAUUAAAGGCUUUCAUUGGUACCGGUAUUUUAUUCCUUCCAAAAGGCUUCUAUAACGGUGGGAUUAUCUUUAGUGUGGUCACCAUGGUAUUUUUCUCUGUUUUAUCGUACUGGUGUUUCUUGCUCUUAAUUGACACCCGAAUUAAAUCGGGCGUUGAUAGUUUCGGUGACCUUGGUAAAAAAUAUUAUGGUAGUGGUAUGAGACUUUCUAUUUUAACAUCUAUUGUGUUGGCCCAAAUUGGCUUUGCAUCGGCAUAUAUCGUUUUUGUGGCCCAAAAUUUAAGGUCAGUUUUGGUGGCACUCUUUGGAAAAGAUAUCUCAAUAUCGUUUUUAAUUUUCAGCCAAUUAGUGAUCUUUAUUCCAUUAUCAUUAACCAGAAAAAUCUCCAAGUUGUCAGGAACAGCGUUAAUUGCCGACUUUUUCAUUUUGCUAGGGAUCAUUUACAUUUACUAUAAUUGUGCCUUUGAGAUUGUCCGGAACAAUGUCAAGCAUGUGGAAUUUUUUAAUCCAAAUGAAUGGACCGUCUUCAUUGGGACAGCAGUUUUCACUUACGAAGGUAUUUGCUUAUUGAUUCCUAUCCAAAAAUCUAUGAAACAACCAUCCAAGUUCAGUAGCUCUUUGGGUGGUGUUAUGGUUGGUAUCACUGUUGUUUUCAUCUCUAUUGGUUCUAUUUGUUAUAUGGCCUAUGGUGAUGACGUCCAAACUGUUAUUCUCAACAAUUUUCCCCAAGAAAAUAAAUCUGUCAACUUUAUUCAACUACUUUAUGCAUUAGCAAUUCUUUUAUCAACUCCACUACAAUUAUUCCCAGCUAUCAGAAUUCUUGAGCACGGCAUUUUUGGAGCUAACAAAUCAGGCAAGUACAACCUCAAAAUCAAAUGGAAGAAGAAUUUAUUCAGAACCGCUCUUAUUAUUGUUACAUCCCUAAUUUCCUGGGUCGGUAAUUCCGAUCUAGACAAAUUCGUGGCUUUGAUUGGUAGUUUUGCCUGUGUUCCAUUAAUCUAUGUCUACCCACCUAUUCUUCAUAUAAAAUCUUAUGUCGAAGAAAUCAGCACUGGCAAUGCCUUCAGUGAAGAUAGAAACUAUUGGUUAAACAAUCAUAUCGCUUGCUACGCUAAUGUCAUUGUGACAAUUUUUGGUGUUGUUUUGAUGAUUUAUACUUCAGUUGACUCUCUCAAGGCCUGGAUCCAGUAA
This is a messenger RNA of Saccharomycopsis crataegensis, 2451 nucleotides long. It is a transcript of the gene AVT3, whose product is annotated as Avt3p. Lineage: Eukaryota; Fungi; Ascomycota; Saccharomycetes; Ascoideales; Saccharomycopsidaceae. The coding region runs from base 1 to 2451 and encodes 816 amino acids. The record is from RefSeq and is a predicted model, not a curated record. Gene Ontology annotation, cellular component: vacuolar membrane. Gene Ontology annotation, biological process: amino acid transmembrane transport. Gene Ontology annotation, molecular function: L-tyrosine transmembrane transporter activity. The transcript has a single exon.